Messenger RNA from Hippoglossus stenolepis (Pacific halibut), 1971 nucleotides. It is a transcript of the gene fetub, whose product is annotated as fetuin B. The record is from RefSeq and is a predicted model, not a curated record. Gene Ontology annotation, cellular component: extracellular region. NCBI's taxonomy places the organism in Eukaryota, Metazoa, Chordata, Actinopteri, Pleuronectiformes, Pleuronectidae. The transcript has 7 exons. Gene Ontology annotation, biological process: negative regulation of endopeptidase activity. The coding region runs from base 65 to 1588 and encodes 507 amino acids. Gene Ontology annotation, molecular function: cysteine-type endopeptidase inhibitor activity.
UCCCUCCCUGCUCAUCUCUCCUCCCUGUGUGUGUCUGUGUUCGGACUCAUCUCAGGCCUUUACCAUGAAGCACUGUGUGCUGCUGCUGCUGCUGGCGUUGGGAUGCGCCCACGUCCUUGGCGCUCCGGUGGAGCAGGGGGGCCUGGAGCAGGGGUCGUGUGAAGACGCGUUCGUGAAGAGCGCCGCAGGACAGGCUCUCAAAAAGAUCAACCAGGACCGCAAGGAGGGCUACGUCUUCGCUCUGCACCACCUGUCCAACGCGCACUUGGCCAAACACGGAGAAAAUGGCAUCGUUUUCUACCUGACUCUGGACGUGGUGGAGACCAACUGCAGCGUUCUGGACAGGAAAGACCAGAAGACGUGUGAGGCUCGUUCCACCGACGACACACCGGUGUAUGGACAGUGUAAAGCUGUCAUCUUCAUCAGCAGGGUGAACAGAGUGGUGCGUCUCUACAAGUACGACUGUGCUCUCAGACCAGUUCCUGCAGCCAGGGUGGCUGCCGUGUGUCCCGACUGCCCGACUUCAAUCGACAAGGAGGACGCUGAGAUCCAGAAGGCUGUGUCCGCCUCCCUGGAGAAGUUCAACAAGGAGAGCGGCCUGACCAAGCGCUUCGCUCUGCUCCAGGUCACCCGCGCUGCUUUAUCGAUGGGCAUGGCCACAUUCUACAAUGCCGAGUUCACCAUCCAGGAGACGACCUGCACCAAGGACUCGCCGGCAGCUGAUAAGUGCCCCCUCAUGGACUGCGAGUUCGCUCACAAGGGCUUCUGUAAGGGAUCCCUGAUCACCCCUCCCACUGGUGACACUGAGACCACUGUGGAGUGUGAAGUCUAUGAACCUGAGAUUGCCGACAGAGAGAAGAAGCUCCACCUCCUUGGCGGUGAGACUGACCACAGCCACAACGACACACACGCCCAUGACCACGCUCAUGACCACGCCCAUGACCAUGCCCACGGCGCCGACCACACCCACUCACACGACCACGAGCAUGACCACACCAAGACCCACUCUCAUCACGACAACAACCACACGCACGAUGACAACGCCGAGCACCACCACACCCACGACCACGACGCAGGCAGCGCCCACAGGCACGCCCACGAUCACUCCCACGACCACGGGCACGGCCACGAUCACGUGCACGCCCAUCACGCCAAAGCGCACAACCACACCACUGACUCACCAAGCCACCACCACGAGUACAAGCACGCCGACGCCGAGCACACCCACGAUCACGACCACGAGCUCGCUCUGGACCACGACCACAAGCACGCUCACCUGCACGAGCACGAACACCACCACCAUCACCACGAGCACGAGCACGAGAAGGCACACCACGACCACCCAGAGAGCGCGGUGAAGAUGUUGCCCGACAUCGAACGGCCCGUGACCCUGCCUUUCUUCCCAGAAGUCCCUGAGGUUGGGGUCACUCUGCCCGCCAAGGCCGACUCCGAGAUCCCCGGAGCGAUGGAGCCCACCAUCCUGCCGUUCCCCACCUCUUUCUCCGCCCAGUGCCACGCCCCGACGGAAGAGUUCACCCUGGUGGACAAACUCUUCACGGAGGACCCUCUGUUCAAGCGACCCGCAUAAGGAGGAACUCAACUGGAACCUGAAUGGAUCUGGAAGAACUCAAACGCACAGACUGUAGUGAAGACGCGACAGGAAACGUCUUGGGUCGCAUCUCGGCCGUUUCCUCUCGGUCCAAAUUGUUUUGAUGUAAGCACAAAACAUCUAAGUGCUGCUGUCUCUCUUCACUUCCACCAUCUAAUAAAACAACAGGAAAACAUUGUAUGAACAACGUCACCCGGUUUUAUUUUCACAUUUUUCCAUUGGUUGUCAUAAAUAAUAAAAAUAAACAACUGUGUUUGGUGAAAAAAUAAUAAACGAUACUACAAAUACUCAUCUGCUGUUUUCUGUGUUGAUCAACAACAACGCAAUCCAUUGUGUGUUGAUUAAAUUCACUGAACGCACAA